AUGAUUGGGGCUCUGGAUAUAAUACCUAAAGAUUUUAAUUUAACAUUCAAUGAAGAAGAUGAACUUAGUAAAAGUGUGGUUAAUUUUCUCGGACAUCGACGUCGAGAUAAAUUUGUUUUUCCAAUACUUACAACGCUCUAUGCAUUCAUUUUCUCUACUGGGCUUAUGGGAAAUCUUUGUACAUGUGUUACAAUAUGGAAAAGUCGUGAUAUGCACACACCAACCAAUUUCUAUCUUUUUUCUCUUGCUGUUUCUGAUCUACUAUUAAUUAGUCUUGGUUUAUCUGUAGAAAUGUACAAUAUUUGUGAAUCUUGGCCAUGGAUAUUUGGCGAACCAUUUUGUGUAUUUCGUACUGUUGUUCUUGAAAUUGUAACAUCAGCGUCAAUUUUAACAGUUCUAUGUUUUACAAUUGAACGUUAUUUAGCGAUUUGCUUUCCUAUUAUAUCACAAAAAGUACUUGGUGGAUUGAGUCGCGCACUUAAAAUGAUUAUGAUUGUUUGGUUUUUAUCAUUCUUAUUGGCUGUGCCUUAUACAUUUACCGCUGGCGUGUUUAUUAGUGUAAAAGCUGUAGUUCGAAAUCAAACUAUUGAAAUUCUUGAUAGUCGUAUAUGUGCGAUUCGCCCCGACUAUUGGGAACCAAUGUUAUAUUACAUGGCAGUAACAACUUUUCUUGUUUUUGUUAUACCAAUCGUUGUUAUAACUGUUCUUUAUAUCCUAAUGGGUAUUACUUUAUAUAAAGCGAGUCAUCGAACAUUGAAUAAUUAUCAAGAAACAAAACAGGAACAAUUGGUACUACGACAUCGUGGUCAGCAACAUUUUUGGUUACGACAAAAUGCUGUUUCAUCAUUGAAACCGCGACCAGUGAAAAAUUCGAGACGAGCAGUUUUAAAAAUGUUGGUGGCGGUUGUUAUUGCAUUUUUUAUUUGUUGGGCACCAUUUCAUACACAACGUAUUACAGCAUUUGUUACAAGAUUAUUGGAUAAAACUAAUGAAAAUAUCACAUCCGAUGCGUCAACUAAAUUUCAAGAAAUACUUUUCUUUGCUUCAGGUAUUUUAUAUUAUCUGUCAGCAACUGUAAAUCCCGUUCUGUACAAUAUAAUGUCCAAACGUUAUCGAAAUAGUUUCAAACGAACAUUAUGCCGUUGGAAAGAUCUGCCAGCCAAACCUUUAUAUCGAAAUGGACGUUCUAUUAUUUCUAAUAAUCUAAAUGUAGCACGUACUAUUCGAUCUCCGUAUACAAUAAAUCCGUAUAAUCGAACCGUCUAUAGAAAAAAUUCAUUGAAUCCUUAUCGUGAUAAUAUAUUUACAUGUUCUGUGUCAAAAUAUAAAUUAGUUAUUGGUUCUCGUACAUUUUCUAAUCAAGACGCAGAAGGCGACUAUCGCCGUCGUACAUCAUUUCGUUAUCGUUUAUCAUUAAUAGAAAAAGAAGAACGUGAAGAAGAAAAAGAAAAAAUGAAAUUCCAAUCACAACAAAGAAAAUUUUCAUUAAGUUUUAUUCAACAACCGAAAAAACGUCAAUCAAGAUUUGUUUUUACUACUAAUAUGCCAUCAUUAGCACCGCCGAAUUCAUCGAUUAGUGAUUCAAAAAAUUUUGCACAAUUACAGAAUAACGCUCAUGCUAAACAUUGCCAAUCAUAG
Messenger RNA from Rotaria socialis, 1638 nucleotides. NCBI's taxonomy places the organism in Eukaryota, Metazoa, Rotifera, Eurotatoria, Philodinida, Philodinidae. The record is from the annotation of a GenBank genome assembly.